UGGCCGGACCGGAAGAGGAGGAGCUGGGCCUGCAGAAUCCGCGAGACUUCUAGCCGCUGUGGUUGCUUGUGUUUGCGGGACGCUGGGAGCCGGGCCUGGCGGGCGGGCUGUGUCGCGAUGCCGGAACUGGCGGUGCAGAAGGUGGUGGUCCACCCCCUGGUGCUGCUCAGUGUGGUGGAUCAUUUCAACCGAAUAGGCAAGGUUGGAAACCAGAAGCGUGUUGUUGGUGUACUUUUGGGGUCAUGGCAAAAGAAAGUACUUGAUGUAUCCAACAGUUUUGCAGUUCCUUUUGAUGAAGAUGACAAAGAUGAUUCUGUUUGGUUUUUAGACCAUGAUUAUUUGGAAAACAUGUAUGGAAUGUUUAAGAAGGUCAAUGCCAGAGAAAGAAUUGUUGGGUGGUACCACACAGGCCCUAAACUACACAAAAAUGACAUUGCCAUCAAUGAACUCAUGAAAAGAUACUGCCCUAACUCAGUAUUGGUCAUAAUUGAUGUGAAGCCAAAGGACCUGGGACUACCCACAGAAGCAUAUAUUUCAGUGGAAGAAGUUCAUGAUGAUGGAACUCCAACCUCAAAAACAUUUGAGCACGUAACCAGUGAAAUUGGAGCUGAGGAAGCUGAGGAAGUUGGAGUUGAACACUUGUUACGAGACAUCAAAGACACUACAGUAGGCACUCUGUCUCAGCAGAUCACAAACCAGGUACAUGGUUUGAAGGGACUCAACUCCAAGCUUCUGGAUAUCAGGAGCUACUUAGAGAAAGUGGCCACAGGCAAGCUGCCCAUCAACCACCAGAUCAUCUACCAGCUGCAAGAUGUCUUCAACCUGCUGCCAGAUGUCAGCCUCCAGGAAUUUGUCAAGGCCUUUUACCUGAAGACCAAUGACCAGAUGGUGGUGGUAUAUUUGGCAUCACUGAUCAGGUCUGUGGUCGCCCUGCACAACCUCAUCAACAACAAGAUUGCCAACCGGGAUGCAGAGAAGAAAGAAGGGCAAGAAAAAGAAGAGAGCAAAAAGGAUAGAAAAGAUGAUAAGGAGAAAGAAAAGGAAAAGAGUGAUGUAAAGAAAGAAGAGAAAAAGGAGAAAAAAUAAAGCAUGUAGCUUUUUAAUUUGUAAAUUAAAAUAUUAUAAAGUAACUCAGUGUGCCCCCAAGGAGUUCUUUUCACUUGAAGUGCUUGUUAAAAGGCUGUAUUAAGAGCUCUCUACCUUGGGUCACUGUUGCUGUGGCAUUCCAUGGAAGUAAAUAGGUAAGAGGGACUGAUGUUGGACCAAUGCAGCUUAGACUGUUUGAAGUUGUAAUAUGAUAGCUCAGGCUUCAAAUUGUGUGAGAAAAGUGAAGUAAGCAACAUUUUGACACACUAAAUUCUUUUAUCUAUAAAAACAGGAGUCAAGUUUACCCCAUCUCAAAAGACUUGGGUUUGGAGCAAUUUAUAAGAUUGCUAAGUGGAAUGCAUGAAUUCCACACAUGAUCUGCCUCCUGACACCUUGAGUUCUGACUCCUGAACUGUACUGAGAAUACCACAUCAUAAGACUUAACCUGUAGCUCUGCAAUUCUCAGGGUCUGGGCUCUAAUUCCAUACAUUGUUUACCUUCAAAACCACAAUUAAAUGGUUUGGUUUUUAA
Molecule: messenger RNA, 1617 nt
Organism: Erinaceus europaeus (western European hedgehog)
Lineage: Eukaryota; Metazoa; Chordata; Mammalia; Eulipotyphla; Erinaceidae
Gene: PSMD7
Product: proteasome 26S subunit, non-ATPase 7
Exons: 7
Coding region: 118-1086 (322 amino acids)
Biological process (GO): proteasome-mediated ubiquitin-dependent protein catabolic process
Cellular component (GO): proteasome regulatory particle; proteasome complex
Molecular function (GO): metallopeptidase activity; protein binding
Source: RefSeq, a predicted model, not a curated record